Daphnia pulicaria is the source of this 411-nucleotide messenger RNA. Its product is annotated as neuropeptide-like protein 31. NCBI's taxonomy places the organism in Eukaryota, Metazoa, Arthropoda, Branchiopoda, Diplostraca, Daphniidae. The record is from RefSeq and is a predicted model, not a curated record. Bases 98 to 382 code for a protein of 94 amino acids. The transcript is spliced from 3 exons.
CUUCAGCUUUCCACCACCGGGUUGAUACUGCCUUGGUCGGUAAAGUAUAAAAAGCCUUCGAUUGAGGUCGAAUGGACAUCAGUCGACAUCCACCAACAUGAAUCGCACUACACUGUUGAGUAUUUGCGUCCUGUUGGCCGUUGUGGCCGCGUUCGUCGUCGAGGCCGCACCCCAACGUGAGAAACGCCAACUGGGCGGCAUUUUGGGCGGACUCCUUGGAGGCGGAGGCUAUGGUCAGCAGUACGGGGGUUAUGGCAAUCAAGGCUAUGGCAAUCAAGGCUAUGGCAAUUACGGAGGGUAUAACCAAGGGUACAACCAAGGAUACGGCGGCGGUGGUUACGGCGGUGGACACCAUCAUCACCACUCUCACGAAAGAUACUAACAAUCCCCAUCCUAGUCGUACCUGUAAAA